AUGUAUCAGUCAUCCUUUCUCCCUAACUAUCUAUCUAUCUAUCUAUCUAUCUAUCUAAAUACAGGCCUCAGAUCAUCUACAUCCGCCAUUGGCUUCUUCACCGUACACCAUCAUCGCUACUCUCCCAGCCUGUCCAUAUUAUUACUUGUCUGCUCGUCUAUGUCUUUCAUAACAUUAUACAGCAGACAACCAAUCUGCAAUCGCUCAAUCAACAGACUUUUGAUUCUUCUUCCUCGUGAUCAUCUCCUUUCCAAGCUCAAUCAACAGACUUUGAUUCUUCUUCCUCCUCAAUCAACAGACUUUGAUUCUUCUUCCUCAACAGACUUUCAUUCUUCUUCCUUUCCAAGCUCAAUCUUUGAUUCUUCUUUCCUCCUCAGUCAACAGACUGUGAUUCUUCUUCCUCGUGAUCAUCUCCUUUCCAAGCUCAAUCAACAGACUUUGAUUCUUCUUCUACCUCAAUCAACAGACUUUGAUUCUUCUUCCUCGAUCAUCAUCCUUUCCAAGCUCAAUCAACAGACUUUGAUUCUUCUUCUCACUUUGAUUCUUCUUCCUCGUGAUCAUCUCCUUUCCAAGCUCAGUCAACAGACUUUCUUCUUUCUCUCCUUUCCAAGCUCAGUCGACUUGAUCCUCCUCAGUCAACAGACAGUUCUUCUUUCUCGUGAUCAUCUCCUUUCCAAGCUCAGUCAACAGACUUUGAUUCAUCUCCUUUCCAAGCUCUCUUUGAUUCUUCUUCUCGAUCAUCUCCUUUCCAAGCUCAAUCAACAGACUUUGAUUCUUCUUCCUCCUCAAUCAACAGACUUUGAUUCUUCUUCCUUGAUCAUCUCUCUUUCCAAGCUCAAUCAGACUUUGAUUCUUCUUCCUCCUCAAUCAACAGACUUUGUUCUUCUUCUUCCUCGUGAUCAUCUCCUUUCCAAGCUCAGUCAACAGACUUUGAUUCUUCCUCGUGAUCAUCUCCUUUCCAAGCUCAAUCAACAGACUUUGAUUCUUCUUCCUCUUGAUCAUCUCCUUUCCAAGCUCAAUCAACAGACUGUGAUUCUUCUUCCUCCUCAAUCAACAGACUUUGAUUCUUCUUCCUCGUCUCCUUUGCUCAUCAACAGACAUUCUUCUUCCCUUUCCAAGCUCAGUCAACAGACUUUGGUUGCCUUCCUCGUUCUUCUUCCAGUCGACUUUGAUCAUCUCCUUUCCAAGCUCAAUCAACAGACUUUGAUUCUUCUUCCUCCUCAGUCAACAGACUUUGAUUCUUCUUCCUCGUCAUCUCCUUUCCAAGCUCAGUCUUUGAUUCUUCUUCCUCCUCAAUCAACAGACUUUGAUUCUUCUUCCUCUGAUCAUCUCCUUUCCAAGCUCAAUCAACAGUCUUUGAUUCUUCUUCCUUUGAUCAUCUCAUUUCCAGCUCCUCUUGAUCAUCUCCUUUCCAAGCUCAGUCAACAGACUUUGAUUCUUCUUCCUCCUCAGUCAACGACUUUGAUUCUUCUUCCUCUUGAUCCAUCUCCUUUCCAGAAACUCAGUCAUUCUUCUUCCUCCUCAAUCAACAGAGAUUCUUCUUCCUUGAUCAUCUCCUUUCUCAAUCAACCGAUUUUGAUUCUUCUUCCUCAGUCAACAGACUUUGAUCUUCUUCUCGUGAUCAUCUCUUUCCAGCUCAUCCAAGCGAGCUUUGAUUCUUUCUUCCUCGUGAUCAUCUCCUUUUCCAAGCUCAAUCAACAGACUUUGAUUCUUCUUCCUCGAUCAUCUGAUCAUUUCCAGUCAUUUCCAAGCUCAAUCAACAGAUUCUUCUUUGAUUCUUCUUCCCCUCGUGAUCAUCUCCUUUCCAAGCUCAAUCAACAGACUUUGAUUCUUCUUCUCCUCAAUCAACAGACUUUGAUUCUUCUUUCUGAUCAUCUCCUUUCCAGCUCAAUCAACAGAAUUAUUCUUCCUCCUCAAUCAACAGACUUUUUGAUUCUUCUUCCUCUUGAUCAUCUCCUUUCCAAGCUCAGCCAGCAGACUUUGAUUCUUCUUCCUGAUCAUCUCCUUUCCAAGCUCAGUCGGCAGACUUUGAUUCUUCUUCCCUCCUCAAUCAACAGAUUCUUCUUUGAUCAUCUUCUUCCUCGUGAUCAUCUCCUUUCCAAGCUCAGUCAACAGACUUUGAUUCUUCUUCCUUGA
Messenger RNA from Acanthosepion pharaonis, 2136 nucleotides. The record is from the annotation of a GenBank genome assembly. Lineage: Eukaryota; Metazoa; Mollusca; Cephalopoda; Sepiida; Sepiidae.